Messenger RNA from Zingiber officinale, 3084 nucleotides. Its product is annotated as diacylglycerol kinase 4-like. The record is from RefSeq and is a predicted model, not a curated record. Bases 1888 to 2676 code for a protein of 262 amino acids. Lineage: Eukaryota; Viridiplantae; Streptophyta; Magnoliopsida; Zingiberales; Zingiberaceae. Gene Ontology annotation, molecular function: ATP-dependent diacylglycerol kinase activity. The transcript is spliced from 10 exons.
AUUUCUAUUAUAAGAUUGAGAGUGCAACUCCUUUAAUUUCAUGUUUACCAUAUUUAACUACCAGUCAAAAUGGUUUGGACAUGUUCAAAGACGACCAGUAACAUCUUGAAUCUAUUAGAGUGAAAGAUGAAAGAGGUAGAGGCUGACUAAGAUAAAUAUUAGCCAAUGAUUUAAAUAUUGCUAGCGAUAUUUUCUUGAAUAGAACUCAAUGCAAUAGAUGAUGAUUCUUCAAAUCAUAUAUUUUUUCCUUGUGGCCUGACCACACAAAAUCAAUUGAUUUCCUACAAAUAUCAAGUUACGUGAUAUAGUGGUCCCUUUUGUACACUAAGAAUGCUAGUGGUUUUCACAUAUCAUCCGUGAUGGAUUUAUCAACUGUGAUAGAUUCAAGGUAUUGGAAAUGAUUGCUAAUACAUUAAAUAGUACCCAUUCCUGAGGUGAGAAAUGGGGGAAAAAAUUAUAGUUCUCAUUUCAGCAUGCAAAAUGAACUCUUUCGUCUUGUUUGCCAUAACGAGAAUCUUUGCAUAAAAUUGUUCAAGAGCAUGACUUGUUUUAUAAACUAGGAACUUAACCUUUUCUUUCAAUAUCAUGUCUUCUUAAAUGAUAUCUAAAAGAGAACUCCGACUAGGAUAAUUGGAAAUAGUUAAGAAAUCUUAAUAUGACUGUUGAAAUAGCCUUGCAUAAGUAAGAAUAAGAUACAUGUAGUCACACCAAUUAAUGGGAUUAUCAUGACUUCGUGGCGAUUAGUUUUUUGGUGAUAAAUUGAUUUGAUAUCUUCAUCAUCAUCAAACCAUGUAGUUCCAACUAUUUGAGGUUUGUUACAUGAUUCUUAUCCCUCCAUUGAAUUUUAUGCAAGAUUUCACUAAUAAAUCAAUUAAAUAACCUUUUGUUACAUUUAUCACAAUUUUUAUCAUUUCCCUCUGUUUGCAAUACUUUUAAUUCUAAUUGAAAGCAGCUUUCUUCUUUUGUGCCAUAAAAAGAAUCUUUUGUUGCAUGAAAUUAUAUAAUUGUUUUGUUUGCUAGGCACUUUUGAUUCCAGUAUCAUGUCUUCUUCACAUGAUAUCCAAAGAGAACAAUUAACGUAAUUGGAAGUAGUAUAGCAGAUCUGAAUCAUAGUUGUGAAAUAGUAUAUAGAGUUCAAUGGAGGAUAAGAUUUCAUGUAGUUGAUCCCAUAUCAUGGAUUAAUACAACCUGAUGUUGAUUAUAUUUUUGAUGAUAAAUUGAUUUGAUAUUAUGUGCAUCAUCAAGCUGUGUAGUUUAGGUUCCAAGUAUUUGGUGUUGGUUUCACAACUCUUCUAUUAGUUGAAUUCUAUAAUAGAUUUCGUUUAAUUAUAUUUAGACAGAUUAUCUACAAUUUCAGUGUCUCCCUCUAGUCCUUGUUCCUUUAGUAUUAAUUGGUUCAAACCUUUUGAACAUGUCCCUGUAAUUUCAAUCCGCUUUCUCUCAUCUUAUUAUUUAUUAGAGCUACAUCUAAUUUUUGCAAGAUAAGAAUAUCUUUUUUCUUCUUGAGUAGCCAUAUAUCCAUUUUAGCUCAGUAUUAAAAAAAAAAAAAUCUGUACUUGUUUCUAAUUACCAUUCUGUUCACUGAGUUUGCGUGUUAGAGCUGCCUCCACUCUCCUUUGACUUGGAUUGUCGCCAGCAAUGUGAAAUAUCUGACAUGGUGCUUCCAUCCCAACUUUUCCACAUCUCAAUCCCACCUUAGAAUGAUACAAUCUCACUUGUAUCAUGCAAGAUGGAAUGAUUUCUAUAACCAUGGUGCUUAUUCUAUGCUUAUUCAGUGAUAUCCACAUUAAUAUAACAUCACUAAAUCUUGUUAGUUCAUGAAUUGUGCAUGGCUUGGUUUCCUGUAGCUCUUGUCAAAGGCCCUCCAUCUUAUGGAACAUAUCAAGUAUGCUACAUUGUAUGGGAAGCUGCACAAGUUGGCACAUUACAAUCAUAAUGCAAGAAACACAAGGACUCCAAUUGCCUUAUUGUCUCAAGUCUGUAGGAGAGUAUGAUCUCAACGAGGAUCUGGAUAUCCAAAGAGAAUUGCCUGAAAGAAUUUCUUGCUUUGAAGGAGUCUUCUACAACUACUUGAGCAUUGGAAUGGAUGCCCAAGUUGCCUAUGGCUUUCACCAUUUACGUAACACAAGGCCAUACCUUGCACAAGGUCCAAUUUCAAAUAAAUUGAUUUAUGGUGGAUAUAGCUGCACACAAGGUUGGUUCUUUACACCAUGUGUGAAAACUCCAAAUCUGAGGGGGCUUAAAAACAUUUUAUCCCUUUAUAUCAAAAAGGUUAGCAAUAAAGAAUGGGAGAAGAUUCCAAUACCUGCUAGUGUUAGGUCCCUUGUGCUUCUAAAUCUGGACAGCUAUGGAAGUGGAAGCCAUCCAUGGGGACAUCCUACUCCUGAAUAUCUUGAUCAGCGAAGGUUUUAUGAGGCUCGAGCGGAUGAUGGGCUGCUCGAGAUAUUCGGAAUGAAGCAAGGAUGGCAUGCUUCCAUGGUUAUGGUGGAAAUUAUCUCUGCUGUACACAUUGCUCAAGCUGCUGCUGUCAAGUUGGAAUUGCGAGGUGGUGACUGGAACAGAGCUUAUUUGCAAACAGACGGAGAGCCAUGGAAACAUCCUUUAAACAGGGAGCACUCCACAUUUCUCAAGAUAAAGAGGGUUCCCUUUCAAUCACGCAUGAUAAAUGGAAAAUAGUAUCUCCUCCUGCUUCAGACUCCAUGAGCCCCAUCUCAAUGGUGACCAGAAGCUCCAUAGCAUUAGUCACUCUAAUCUUGUGAUAUUCUUUUUGAUUUUUUUAUCAGACUCCUUGAGGAUGGAGGAAGUAGCUGAUCUUAUUGCAUAUAGGAUUGUUCUAAUUGAUGUGCAGAACUCUGAAAGUGUGAUGCAAUUUAGCACUGAGGCUCAGUCCGGCCACUUUUCCCCCGGUCUUUUUGACAUGUAUCUAUGUAAAAUAGGUUAUGAUGCAAAUAGUCGUGCCAAGUGCUGGAUUGAUGAAGAAGACCAGCUAAUUUGCCUACGAACAUUGUCCAUGUUUGGUAUUAUUAUUUGUUAGAGGAUUGUUUUCUCUAUUUUCUAAUCAAGAUGGUGAAUUUGGUGUGUCCA